AUGACCAUACGGCAUCUGACCAAACCUCUUCAGAAAGAAUGCGAGGAGAAACCAUCCUCUACGCUCCUAUCCCGCUUCAAGUCUCUGGUGUCGUCGCCGUACCUGCGCAGAGUGACCGGCAUUCUGGUGCCUGUGUGGCUGAUGCAGAGUUGCCUGUACAUCAGCAUACCGCUCAGCGCUGACCAAUUCCCCUCACCCUACGUGGCUAUGGCCGUGUUGGGUGUUGCCGAAAUCCCAGCCUAUUCGGUCACGGCUCCCAUCACUGCGAGGCUGGGCAGGAAAAAGUUCCUCAUAGGAGGACUUCUUCUCACUUGCGCUCUGCAAAUCAUCGUCGUGGUUCUCAUUGUCAUAGGAUAUCAAAAUUAUUGGCUGAACAUGGUACUCACCGCGUCCGGGUAUACUAUGAUCUGCAGCGUAUUUCAGGUGAAUUUGGUGUUCAGCAGCGAAUUGUUUCCCACAUCCAUUCGAUCUUUUGGCACCAGCCUGGCUUUUUUCAUGACGAGCGCUGGCUUCAACAUCCCUCCGUUACUGAAGAUUUUACUGCCUGCACGCCUAUCAUGGCUGCCUCUGACCAUCUACGCCAUUCUCGCCGGUCUGGCAGCCUUCCUGAUAUUGCUGCUGCCAGAGACCAACAACAAGCCGCUGCUGCAGACGCUUGGGAGCUCGGAAAAAGAUAACAGCUCAGAAAAAGGUCAAUUUGUUACAAAACCUCGAUAUAAAAGUGUUGAGAAUACUUUUACUGAAAGCCUUCAUAGUACGACUGAGCAAGAGACGGCAACUGCUGAUGUCAGGCAGGAUUGAAAACGUAACUUGGUGGCGACUUCUCUAUUACAGUGAGCAUUAAAAAGUUACUGAAAAAAGUAUGGAUGCAAACCAUGCGAGUAAACCCUGCCAUUGGUUUAAGCUACAAGCGGUAACAACAAAACCCAGCAAAAGGACAUAAGAAAUAAAAAAUAUUUCGUCCAGUGCACCAUAA
Molecule: messenger RNA, 976 nt
Organism: Hyalella azteca
Lineage: Eukaryota; Metazoa; Arthropoda; Malacostraca; Amphipoda; Hyalellidae
Product: solute carrier family 22 member 15
Exons: 6
Coding region: 1-801 (266 amino acids)
Biological process (GO): transmembrane transport
Molecular function (GO): transmembrane transporter activity
Source: RefSeq, a predicted model, not a curated record